Molecule: messenger RNA, 3374 nt
Organism: Eucalyptus grandis
Lineage: Eukaryota; Viridiplantae; Streptophyta; Magnoliopsida; Myrtales; Myrtaceae
Product: receptor protein-tyrosine kinase CEPR1
Biological process (GO): protein phosphorylation
Molecular function (GO): ATP binding; protein kinase activity; protein binding
Source: RefSeq, a predicted model, not a curated record
GAGAGAGAUCAACGUACGUGCGCGCGCGCGCAGGGUACUUGUAUGCACAAGCCAAUCUUUUUCCUGUCAACCGGGCUUGUUACUGCUGUGCACCCAGUGAUCCCAUCAGUCCUGCAAUUUAUAUACUUCUCACCAAGCUCACCAACUUCUCUGCAACAACAAACUUCCUGCACUCUCUCUCAAAACACGCCGAAACACGCUCAAUGGCUCUUCACUCUGCCGUCUUCCUCUGCGUGUCGCUUGUAUGCCUGUCGUGCCUAUCUCAAGCGGCCAGCACAAACCAAUCCCAAUUCUUCGCCCUGAUGAAGGAUUCUUAUGGAAAUGCUAUGUUGAGUUGGAAUCUCGAUGGAGGGGCAGAGAAUUCCUUCUGCAGCUUUGAAGGCGUCACCUGCAACCAUCAAGGGGAGGUGGUAGAGUUGGACAUAGACGGGAAGUCGCUCUCUGGUGAGUUUCCUGCCGAUAUCUGCUCUUACCUGCCGCAGUUGCGCAUCCUUAGGCUCGGCCGCAAUAAGCUCCGUGGCGACUUCUACAACAGCUUCAUCAACUGCUCUCUUUUGGAAGAGCUCGACAUGAGCUUCUUGUACCUCCACGGAACUCUACCUGAUUUUUCUCCUAUGCAAUCUCUCCGGAUACUCGACCUCUCGUCCAAUCUCUUCACAGGCAAGUUCCCCAUGUCAGUCUUUAACCUUACCAACCUCGAGUCGCUCAACUUCAACGAGAACGACCGCUUCGAACCCUGGAGACUUCCCGAGACCAUCUCGCAGCUGAGCAAACUCAAGUCCUUGAUCUUGAUGACGUGCAUGGCCGAGGGACGGAUCCCGCCAUCCAUAGGAAACAUGACCUCGUUGGUUGAUCUUGAAUUGGGUGGGAAUUACCUGGUGGGGCCAAUCCCCAAAGAGCUCGGCCUGCUAAAGAACUUGAAGCAACUAGAGCUGUACUACAACCAGCUCAAUGGUAGCAUACCAGAGGAGCUUGGGAAUCUUACCGAGCUCAUAGACUUGGACAUGUCGGUCAACCUGUUGACGGGGAGAAUCCCGGAGUCUGUGUGCAGGCUCCCUCAUCUCGAAGUCUUGCAAGUUUACAACAACAGCCUCAGCGGAGAACUCCCGAGCGUGAUCGGCAGUUCAACAGCCCUGACCAUUUUGUCAAUUUAUGGCAACCAGUUCACAGGGGAAAUCCCGUGGAAUUUGGGGCAAUCGUCGCCUUUGAUCGUCCUAGACCUAUCUGAAAACCAAUUCUCCGGUCCCCUGCCAACAGAAGCCUGCAAAGGAGGUAAACUGCAGUAUUUCCUAUUCCUGGCUAAUAAUUUCUCUGGAAAGUUACCGCCCAGUUAUGCAAAUUGCUUGACCCUGUUGCGGUUCCGGGUUAAUUCUAACGACCUAGAGGGCCCAAUCCCGGAAGGACUUCUAAGUUUGCCUCACGCUUCGAUCAUAGAUUUGUCUGAUAAUCAUCUGAGUGGUACUAUAGCGGGUACAAUCGGGAAUGCGAGGAACUUGUCGGAGUUCUUCAUACAGAAAAACGACAUCACAGGCGUGAUACCUCCUGAAAUCUCUGGAGCCACCAACUUAGUCAAGAUUGAUCUGAGUGGCAAUAGGCUAUGGGGUCCAAUACCUUCAGAAAUCGGCAACCUCAAGAAGCUCAAUUUGUUGCUGCUGCAAAGUAAUAGGCUGAAUUCUUCCAUCCCCAAGUCCCUGUCUUCACUGAAGUCACUCAAUGUUCUUGACCUCUCCAACAACCUCCUGACAGGGAAAAUCCCCGAAAGUCUCUGCGAAUUGUUGCCGAACUCCAUUAACUUCUCAAACAAUCAUCUUUCCGGUCCAAUUCCGCCUUCACUAGUGAAAGGAGGUUUGGUAGAAAGCUUGGCCGGCAACCCAGGACUCUGCAUUUCUGCAUCCGCCGAUUCAUCGGAUAAGAGUUUCCCCAUAUGCCCACAGACCUCCUCGCGGAAGAAGCUGAAUUCUAUAUGGGCGAUAGCAAUUUCAUCGGCUAUCAUUACUUUGGGAACAAUACUGUUCCUCAAGCGCUACUGCAGCAAGGAGAGAUCGGUCAUGGACCGUGAUGAGACGCACUCUUUGUCACUCUUCUCAUAUGACGUGAAGAGUUUCCAUCGAAUAAGCUAUGAUCACCAGGAGAUCGUUGACGCCUUGGUCAAUGAGAACAUAGUGGGACGCGGCGGUUCCGGCACGGUCUACAGGAUAGCGCUGAAAAGUGGGGAAGUUGUUGCCGUGAAGAGGUUGUGGAGCCGAAGUGCAAAAGAUUGCGUCCCCGAAGAUCAUUCAGUUCUGGACAGGGGGUUGAAGACCGAAGUGGAAACUCUGGGAAAUGUAAGGCACAAGAACAUAGUCAAGCUGUACAGUUACUUCUCGAGUCGCGAUUGCAGUUUGCUGGUUUACGAGUACAUGCCUAACGGAAAUCUCUAUGAGGCACUCCACAAGGGGCCCCUCAAUCUGGAUUGGCCCAUCCGUCAUCAGAUUGCGCUAGGGAUCGCACAGGGUUUGGAAUACCUCCAUCACGAUCUGCCAACGCCUAUUAUUCACAGAGACAUCAAGUCGACCAACAUCCUGCUCGAUGCUCACUUUCAACCCAAGGUCGCUGAUUUCGGCAUAGCCAAAGUUUUGCAGGCAAGAGGCGGCAAGGAUUCGACUUCUACUGUCAUCGCGGGGACUUAUGGGUACCUGGCCCCAGAAUAUGCAUAUUCAUCAAAAGCAACCACCAAGUGUGAUGUGUACAGCUUCGGGGUCGUCUUGCUGGAACUAAUAACGGGGAAGAGGCCAGUAGAGCAUGAGUUUGGAGAGAACAAGAACAUCACAUGCUGGGUUUCGACCAAAGUGGACACCAAGGAAGGCACUGUAGAAGUUUUGGACAAGCGAUUAUCGAGUUCGUUUAGGGAAGACAUAAUUCGGGUUCUUCGGAUUGCCAUUUGCUGCACUUAUGGAGCCCCUGCUCUUCGUCCAACCAUGAAUGAGGUCGUUCACUUGCUGAUAGAGGCCGACCCUUGCAAAUUCGGUUCUUGCAAAACGUCAGACAAGAUUAAAGAAACAUUCGAUCCUCCUAAAACAAAGUAACUCUUACGAUCUGAUGAGCAGUUCGGCAGGCUUCUCGGUGUAGGCAUGUAGGAAGUAUAUUAUAUGUACACAAGUACAGUCUCUGAACACUAACGAGAGACACUUUUCAUAAACAAGAAUUUAAGAGCUCUGUUUUCUCUUUUUGGUCCUAUGUAUUAAGAAUGUUGGCUUGUAGAUUAUGCCAAUCCUUAAAACUUUCUCAGUUUCCUUUCUUUUUAAUUUCUGGUUUCAUGGCUCUGUAGUAUACUGAGGAACUAAAUGGCUAUGACAGCUUUUUAUGACAGAUAGAAUCUGUAUAUUUCACAGUCC